Zychaea mexicana is the source of this 318-nucleotide messenger RNA. RefSeq lists its product as uncharacterized. The transcript has a single exon. NCBI's taxonomy places the organism in Eukaryota, Fungi, Mucoromycota, Mucoromycetes, Mucorales, Lichtheimiaceae. The record is from RefSeq and is a predicted model, not a curated record. The annotation marks the transcript as partial.
AUCACCAAACAGUUACAACAAUCUGGAAUGAAAGAUGGCCGGUAUCAUUACAACGCAGAUGGAGUGCUUCGUGCUGAUGAAUUUUUAAACAUGGAAAUUCUCUUAACUGAAGUCUCAAACGGUUAUGGAAGUAACAACAGUGGAAAGUCUAGUUUUGAUCAUUACAAGGCUAUGUUUGGAAUGCUUGCUAUGUUACGAACAUUAGCUCAAAAAUAUUCAAAGGCAUCAUUUAACACAUUCCAAAAAUUAAAGGUGCAUUUUUUACAUGGACAUGGUAAGCAAAACGACUGUUAUCGUUUUUCGUAUGUUCCAUAUUAA